Messenger RNA from Scaptodrosophila lebanonensis, 1356 nucleotides. RefSeq names its product elongator complex protein 5 (gene Elp5). Lineage: Eukaryota; Metazoa; Arthropoda; Insecta; Diptera; Drosophilidae. The record is from RefSeq and is a predicted model, not a curated record. Bases 71 to 907 code for a protein of 278 amino acids. Gene Ontology annotation, cellular component: elongator holoenzyme complex; nucleus; cytosol. Gene Ontology annotation, molecular function: tRNA binding. The transcript is spliced from 3 exons. Gene Ontology annotation, biological process: tRNA wobble uridine modification.
AAUAUAACCAAACAAAAAUCAGUUUAAUUGUGUUUAAGCGCAAAUAAAUGCAACAUAUUACCGUCACAAAAUGCUCUCCAAUUUAUUAAUAACAAAUCAAAAAUUUGUGCUCAUUAUUGAUGAAACCAAUCGCGAGCGCAUUGCACAAAAGUUCAUUGGUCAACUGCUGCACGAGCAGGGGCAGGAGGUGGGCAGCAUUAAGACCUUGCCAAUUGGCAUGCAACUGCAGCACGUGGCCAGCUAUGAAGCGCUUUUAAAUGAAAUUACAAACAACAAUAAUAAUAACAACAAUAGUAGCGUCGGUGCUGGCGGCAACAACAGCAGUAGUGAGGAAUCAUCGACUUUAAAAAAUGGCUACAAUAUAAUAAUGCCUACUUUGGCCGAUUUAUUGUGCUAUCAAACACCCGCAUAUAUCUUUGAAUUUCUCAACAAACUUCGUCGUGCGGAGCAUGUGCGUCGCAUCUUUCUCUGGGCAUCACCACAACAUCUCCAGUAUGAGCAUGCGGCCUACAUUCUAGCAUGCUGCGAAUAUUUGGCCGAAUUAGUGCUUCAUCUAGAGACGGAGACAACGCUGUCGCUUAUAUCCCGUAAGGUGGGCGGCGGUGUGAGCAACAGACGCUACGCAUGCCAGAUGACCAAAACACAAUUUCAAGUGACCCCACUGGCGGUAACAGCAGAUUCUCAAAUUUCACCGCAGCCAGCGCACAUGGAUGAAGUGAAGCCCAUCGAUAGUGGUGGCGGAAGCACCUUCAAAAUCGAGCUCGACGAGGAUGAGGUGGUAGCCCGCAAUGCGCUCACUAUGCCAUACGAGCGCACCAGCGAGCCAGCCGAGGGAAACAUUAUUUACACGCCUGAUGCAGCCGAUGACUUCGACGAGGAGGAUCCCGAUGAGGAUCUGUGCAUCUAAUGCGUCAAUCCAAGGCGCAAACGCAAGUACAAAAAUGGCAUUGGCUUUAAAAACAGCGUUACCUAGAAAAUUCCGCCCCAACAAAUAACCACAUACAUAAACUUCAUGUUGCAAGAUUUCAAAAAUUUAUUACACUAGCAAAAAUGUCGCAGUUUUAAAUUGUGGCAUUGUAUGUACAAGAGACGAAAAAACGUUGUUGGUGCAACUUAAAUGCUAUAUAACUUGUUGGCAAUACUCCUGUUUAAAAAAAACAUAAACAAUAACUGUCGAAUGGCGCUAGAUCGUUACAUUAUAUCACAUUCUAUAAGAAACAAGAAGAAGUAAGAAUAAAAAGACAUUUAAGUGCUUGAUUAAGAGACCAAGUGAGCAAAAAUGUGCAUUGAGUGAUUGAAUUUAAUUGGAGUAUUAAAAAAGAUAUUUCUGAUUCAAAAUAUCUUGUUAGAAACAUA